Molecule: messenger RNA, 3163 nt
Organism: Colletotrichum destructivum
Lineage: Eukaryota; Fungi; Ascomycota; Sordariomycetes; Glomerellales; Glomerellaceae
Product: Putative zn(2)Cys(6) fungal-type DNA-binding domain-containing protein
Exons: 8
Coding region: 697-2874 (725 amino acids)
Biological process (GO): DNA-templated transcription; regulation of DNA-templated transcription
Molecular function (GO): DNA-binding transcription factor activity, RNA polymerase II-specific; DNA binding; zinc ion binding
Source: RefSeq, a predicted model, not a curated record
CAGCUCCUGUCAUCCUCCCGCUGCAAUUAGAGCUGCCGGGGAGUCGGGCUUCAACUCCGGCCCCUCCUCUCAACCAAUCCUCCACAGCUUCGGGUACCUUUCCUGAUUCCCAUUGCAGUCCAAGGGUAAACAAAACUAGACCGCGCACUCCGCUCUCGUGUUUUCACCCCCCCUCCCCCCCCCCCUUGGCCGGUGAUGCCUGAAAAGGCAGUGAACAACAACCGUUGGCCGCGCCUUCUGGUAGGCUUUCUACGCCCGCCCGACCGCUUCUUGACAUAAACACGGCAUACCGCACGACAUGGCAUGUGUUCCGGAUAGGACGGACCCAGCGCCGGGGACGCACACACACGCGCACAUCCUCUUCGACGACCCCGGGACUCCAACGUUCACCAUCGGGACCGCCUUCUCUUAACGGAAUCCGAACGCUCCCCCCCCCCGCUCAAUGCCGUCUCUGUCACUCGCAGCCGCUGUACUGGCUCUUGUCGCGACCAGGGUUUCUCCGUCGCAGCGACCCUGUACUGGUUCUCCGAGCUGGUCUGCUGUCCCAAUGUGGACCACAAACAUCCACCUUGCCACCCCGCCUAGCCUAGCAGGCAAUCAUUCCGUCGCAAUAUCAACUACAAAGUCCUGCUGAACGAUCUGAACACUCCCCCCCGAACCGACCAAUAUUUCGCUUCCUUCGCUUCAAGGUGAAUCAUGGACGCCGAACCUUCGUCGGUGGCUUCAAGCUGGGCGGGUUCGGCUGCUGGCAAUUCGGCCAAUCGAAAAGAGCGUGGUCAUAUCGCGCAACGGGCUUGCGAGGUCUGCCGCCGCAGGAAGCAGAAAUGUGACGAAGAGAAGCCAACGUGCGGCUAUUGCUUCAAGGCCCAGCUGGAGUGUGAUUACGGAAGCCCCAAACCAACCAAGAAAGACAAGACAUUGGUCGAGUUACUCGACCUUGUAACCAACAUCAACCAGCAUACCAGUCAUAUUCCAGAAUUAUACGCCCAGCUACUGACCUUGCGAGACAUCAUACCAGCCUCUCUUCCUAUCGAUCACAGCGGCGGCAGCAGUAGCAGCAGUGACAGAGCGUCGUCAACGGCCAUAUUGCUGCCCUCACGUCGGCUCGGUCCAACUUCUCAACACCAGGCAGCACGCCGUUAUGCUUCCUCCGUGAACAAGAUAAUGAUAUGGCCUGCAGUACGACAAACGCUUGAGAAUGUCCGGCCCAAGAUAUCCGGCCUCCAGGCCAUCUUUCAGAGACCCGGUCUCUCAUCGGUUUUGCUGGAGCAGCGAGGAGACGCCCGGCGUCUGCCUCGAGGGGGUGUAGAAUCCAUGGCCUCGCAAGAUCGCAUCGCACUGGGAAUCGCUCCCGACGACCCGAUUCCAGUUCAAAUGACGACUAUAAGCCCUCAUGUCCUCGAGGACCAUGCUAGAAUAUACUUCAACACCUUCAACCGGAUUCACCCUGUUCUAGACCGCCAGUAUUUCAUGGGUGUGGUGUUUCCUAGAGUUCUCAUGAACAAUUUCGACGAGGAUGCGUCAUCUACUCUGUUGUGUCUAGUGUUGGCGCUCGCCGAAGUAGCCAUGGCAGACGUGUCAGGUAAAGGGCUCCUGUCGUUCCAGGACCAACCUCGCAAACCAGACGACACUACAGAGAAGAUCGAAUAUCGGCCACCGGGAAUUGAGUUCUUCAACGAAGCAAGGCGGCGCUUAGGCUUUUCUAUGAGCGAUUACAGCUUGGAAAACAUACAAAUGUACAUCCUGACAGGCUUGUAUUACGAAUCUUGUUCUCAACACACGGAAUCCUGGAAAAUGACCAUAUCCGCGUCCUUGGCUUGCCACGCACUGAUUGCCAAUAACCCUGCCGAACUUGAUGCCGCCCAUGACGAUCAGAUCUGCCGGGUGUUCUGGUAUUGCUCCAUCGCCGAAACGAGUCUCCAGCUAGAGCUCCAGUUGCCCUUGACCGGUCUUGACAAGCUGGAACCGAGCAUCCAACUGCCUCAGUUUCCCGAAUAUGUCACCACGACCGAUCAACUACUUCGUGCGCAGAUGUACAAUGACAGAAUGUCUCAUUACGGCGAGAUAUUUAGUUACCAGAUUUCUCUCCGAAACCUCGCCAUCAAAGUACACGACGGGCUAAAUCGAGUUGUUGAAGGGUCCGCCUCUAUCUCGAAUCAGUCGUUUUCUGGUUCGGUCGACUCUCUAAGAACCGGCAUUGAUGAGCUAGCUAGGCAGCUGGAACAGUGGCAUAGUUCUCUACCAAGUUACUUGAGCUGGGACCGUAACCUUGCCCCCACUGUCUUUCCAAGCCACGAAAUCCAACACCCCGGCCAGUCGUUUUAUGGUCAGAGCAUGUAUGCUGCCGGGUCAAUGGAAGGGUUGCAGUCAGCUCCCAUCACCGACUUCAUCGCGUCCGACAUCGGGAACCCCCAUGCCAAUACUGGCUAUCCCAAUUCGGACAUUGUGGUGCUCGCCGUCAUGCGCUCGCGUUAUUACCACCUCGAAACUCUGCUCUAUCGACCUUUCAUCUAUAAGGUUCUACACGAAAACCCAGACACCUUGACCGAAGCAGACGUGUCGGGAACCACGAGGUUUCUCCACGCCUGCGUUCUCUGGCCAAUCAUGGUUCCGCCGGUCUCUCAACACAAACGUAUGAUCCCGUGUCUCUACUUUUGGCUGCAGAAUAUCUUGGACGUGCUCGUCGCUUUGCACCUGUCCGUAAUAAACCCUAUAUUAUCCAACAUCCGACAUGGCCAUUGCCGCCAAGGGUACGAGCAAGAAGCCGAGCUGACUAUAGAGUGGGGUAUUGCGUGGAUACGGGAUCUUAAAGACGCUGAUAGAGCUGCGCAAUGGUGUUGGACAAUUCUCAAAAGCCUGUAUCGACUCGACUGAAUGAGUGGUGACCUGCACCGGGGGCACAACCCGUCAGAUGUCUUUGGAUAAGAAACCGUCUCCAUGGAUCCACCGUUGUCAGUGGCGAGCGGGCUCAGUGGCCGACAGGCAAAUCCCUUGGAACAGUCCACCAUGCGAAGUCUUGGCCGUUGUCUUUGUUCUCAGAACAAAGAAAGACCAGUUGCGCGCAGGGUAGGGAUAGAGGUGGAAGAACGAGACGGCGGCAGCAGUGUCGAUCAUCUGAGCAGCCUCACAUUUCUCGUGUCACAUCUGGAUGAAGCACUGAGAC